AUGCUCCAUCACAAUGCUGAUACAGCGGACAAGAGUCUCGUAAGGAAACCGAGAGCCAUCCGCAAGAACUGCAUUCGCUUAGAGUUGUCGAGGCUGCAAGCUCUCUUCUGCUACAAGGAGAGCGAGGCCGCUAAGAUCUUGGGCAUCUCCCUCACCGCCAUGAAGCGCGUGUGCAGACGAGCCGGAGUCAUGAAAUGGCCGUACUCGAGGACUCGAGUUUCCCCAUCUGGCCCACCAUCACCGUCCUCCCUGCCUCCAGCGUACUCGGCGAUCCUGACAAAGGCCGUUGAAGAUGAGCCAGAAGGCGACUGUGAGAGCUUGUGCGGGACUCAAGGCGCAUAUGAAGGAGUGCCGGAGGAUGAAUGUUGGAUGUGGGAGGAGGAUCAGAUUCCAUUGGAGGUAGAAUGGAUCGAGUGGUACAUGAGCUCAGAGGACGACUAG
Messenger RNA from Guillardia theta CCMP2712, 441 nucleotides. RefSeq lists its product as hypothetical. The record is from RefSeq and is a predicted model, not a curated record. The coding region runs from base 1 to 441 and encodes 146 amino acids. The transcript has a single exon. NCBI's taxonomy places the organism in Eukaryota, Cryptophyceae, Pyrenomonadales, Geminigeraceae.